Molecule: messenger RNA, 5838 nt
Organism: Sardina pilchardus (European sardine)
Lineage: Eukaryota; Metazoa; Chordata; Actinopteri; Clupeiformes; Clupeidae
Gene: gbe1b
Product: glucan (1,4-alpha-), branching enzyme 1b
Exons: 16
Coding region: 238-2307 (689 amino acids)
Biological process (GO): glycogen biosynthetic process
Cellular component (GO): cytoplasm
Molecular function (GO): hydrolase activity, hydrolyzing O-glycosyl compounds; cation binding; 1,4-alpha-glucan branching enzyme activity
Source: RefSeq, a predicted model, not a curated record
CCUUCUACCAAGCGCUUCCGCAGUCACCUUAAAGAGAUAUUCAGAGUCAUGUCUACCAGCACAAAACAAUCCAAAUGGCACGUCCGUUACUUUGAUGGGCAGAGCAAGAUAAAGUGUCCCUGAUUCGCUCCCGUCCUCACAUGAAUCGCAGAACAUCUGCAUGCAUAGAAGGGGACAUAUAUUUACUCUCCGGCGACUGUGAGCAUCGGUAGUCGAUUGCUCUGGACUGAUUCGAACAUGGCUGAUGCUGAGGAUAAUGUUUCAAUUCCCGAGUUCAACAACCUUCUCCAAAUGGACCCCUACCUUAAAGCAUACGAAAAGGACUUCAAGAGGAGGUUCGGGCUGCUUCAAAAGCAGCUGCAUCUUCUUGAGGAGGCCGAGGGGGGCUUUGAUCGGUUCACACAGGGCUACACCAGCUUCGGCGUUCAGCGUCAGCCUGACAACACCCUGAUCUUUAAGGAGUGGGCGCCCGCUGCCGAAGCCCUCUUCCUCACCGGAGACUUCAAUGGCUGGGACAAAUUCUCCCACCCCUACGUCCAGAGAGACUUCGGGAAAUGGCAGUUGAGUUUACCACCAAAAGAAGACAACACACCUGCAGUUGACCAUGGAUCCAAACUGAAGGUGGUGGUGCACACCAAAGACGGCGAGAGGCACUACCGGAUCUCACCUUGGGCCAAGUACGUGACCAAGAGCGAGAAGUCCGUCAUCUACGACUGGGUGCACUGGGACCCCCCGCAGCCUUACCGGCACAAACAUCCACGGCCCAGAAAACCCCGGAGCUUGCGGAUUUACGAGUGCCAUGUGGGGAUUGCCUCACCAGAGGGGAAAAUUGCAUCUUAUAGUAACUUCACAGCCAAUGUGCUGCCUCGAAUCAAAGACCUCGGAUACAAUUGCAUCCAACUGAUGGCAAUCAUGGAGCAUGCCUAUUAUGCUAGCUUUGGUUACCAAAUCACGAGUUUCUUCGCUGCAUCCAGUCGGUAUGGCACCCCGGAGGAGCUGAAGGAGCUGAUCGACGUGGCCCACUCCCUGGGCAUCAUCGUGCUGCUGGACGUGGUGCACAGCCACGCCUCCAAGAACACGGAGGACGGCCUCAACAAGUUCGACGGCUCCGACGCCGGCUACUUCCACGCCGGGGAGAGGGGCGUCAACAAGCUGUGGGACAGCCGCCUCUUCAACUACUCCAGCUGGGAGGUGUUGCGCUUCCUGCUGUCUAACCUGCGCUGGUGGAUGGACGAGUACAAGUUUGACGGCUUCAGGUUUGACGGCGUGACCUCUAUGCUUUAUCACCACCACGGCAUUGGCGUGGGCUUCUCCGGGGACUACUCGGAGUACUUUGGUCUGCACGUGGAUGAGGACUCCCUGGUCUACCUGAUGCUUGCCAACUACAUGCUGCACUCUCUCUACGAGGACUGCAUCACCAUAGCGGAGGAUGUGUCCGGAAUGCCAGCCCUGUGCCGUCCAGUGACUGAGGGAGGCUCCGGGUUUGACUACCGUCUCGCCAUGGCCAUCCCGGACAAAUGGAUCCAGAUCAUCAAAGAGAAGAAGGACGAGGAAUGGGACAUGGGCAACAUUGUGUACACACUGACCAAUCGGCGGUACAGCGAGAAGUGCAUAGCGUAUGCGGAGAGCCACGACCAGGCCCUGGUCGGAGACAAGACCCUGGCGUUCUGGCUGAUGGACAAGGAGAUGUACACCAACAUGAGCUCCUUCACUCCCAUGACGCCCGUCAUCGACCGCGGCAUUCAGCUCCACAAGAUGAUCCGGCUGAUAACGCACGUGAUGGGCGGGGAAGCCUACCUCAACUUCAUAGGUAAUGAGUUUGGCCAUCCGGAGUGGCUGGACUUCCCCAGGGUGGGGAAUAAUGAAAGCUACCACUAUGCCCGUCGCCAGUUCAACUUGGUGGACACAGAUCACCUCCGCUAUCACCAGCUGUACGCCUUCGACCGUGACAUGAACCGCACGGAGGACAAGUACGGAUGGCUCGCCGCCCCGCCGGCUUUUGUCAGCGAGCAGCACGAGGGGGACAAGGUCAUCAUCUGCGAGAGGGCCCACGUCCUGUUCAUCUUCAACUUCCAUCCCACCACCAGCUACCAGGACUACCGCGUGGGCGUCGAGAUGCCCGGAAAAUACCGGAUCAAGCUGGACUCGGACGACAAGAUGUACGGGGGUCACGGACGGCUGGACCACAACACGGAGUUCUUCACCGAGCCCACUCCUCACAAGGGGCGCGAGCACUCAGUGCGGGUUUACAUUCCCGCCAGAGCAGCCAUUGUUUUGGCCAACGAGGAAAUUGAUUACUUGUACUGAAGCACAGUCACCGCUCUGGAUAGAGGAAUGGCACAGGUGCCAAGCACCCUUCAGAACUUAGGAGGGUGAAUCACCACUCACAAGAGCCCUCUGUAUACCCGUAUUCUCUACUCCAAACAAACAAGGCUACAUUUCCAUGGUCUAACCUUAUACAGUCCAUUGCGACACACAACUUAAUACACACAUUUUUUAAUUCAAGUGUUUGUCUUGUUGAAGAGGGGGCAGGACAGCUACAAUAGUAGCUAGUACAAUGUGGGAAAGACUUGAGAGCUUUUCAGUAUCUUAGUGACACAUUUCAACUGAUUUGAGUCUACUUGAUUGGCUAGGUUUAGUGCUGUGAAGGGUUGACAGCGCGUGUUGUGGCUUAUGAAUUGUUUAAAAAGUCACUCUUGCUUAUUGCUGAGUCUUGCGUGCUCACUUAUUGCUUAUUCUUGCCCACAAUGUACUAGCUUAACCCAUCCAUGUGUUUGCCCACUCUCACUGUGUAAGCGUUAAAGUCACAUUAAGAAUUCAUUGUUUUUGAUGAAAUGUGACUUUAAUUAAUCCCCGGAGCAUUUAUUAUGUGACUGUCUUGGUCAUUUUCUGGCUGUAAGCUAAAUUGGGCAGAAUUUUUUAUGAGGGUAUGGAGCAGACUUUUGCACUAAGUAACAGAGAUAGAGAGAGAAAAAUCUGUUCAGCCUGAUGUCAAGUGGAGUUUGCUUGCUCCAUUAACACCAACUCAGUCGCUAGUUCUGUUACAAAUGUCCUACAGACCAGUAGACCAGACUGGUAAAGAACCAGAACCAGAACCAGACCAGAACUUAAGACCUUGACCAAGACCAAAAUCCAAACUCGAUUGAUACACUUCACUCCCCGUGUUCCCUUUAAGCGCAUCAUCAGUAUCGCUAGGAAGAGAUUAUAGUGGCCAUAUGCUCUCAGGCUUUUGCAGUAGUUAUUAAAACAUGGACUUCGGUACGACUUGGCUGCUGAGAACAUUAGCGUCGCUUGCAGUUGCUUGUUUUCUUAAACAAUUGGAAGGGGAAAAUGUUUCAGGUACAGUGCCCCGCUUUAUUACAACGAUGUUGGCCAACCUGAGCAAAUAAUUGCUUUCAUAGGCUAGGUAGGUUAGCAUGCGCUCCCAUGCAGGUGUUUAUGGAUCCGAGGGUAAUUGCACAGCUGCCUCGGCCUCUUACUGGGGGAGUUGAAGCCCGGUUAUUUCCCAUGGGCUCUAUAUAUAUAUUUUUUUUCAUUCUUCCUUUUUUCCCCCUCUUGUUUUUUGCUAUCCAUUUCUUUCUGGAUGGCGACCCUCUCCCCACGCGUGUAGAAUGAGAGUCACUGUCGAGGCUUCCCACUGGUAGAGUUAAGUCAUUUCUCAUGACUCGCUGAGGGGCCAGUCCUGCACAUCGCCAGAGAAACUUAAUGAAGUCGUGAGGUACAGUCAUGACAUUUCUGUAGCAGCAAACACACAGCACAGACUAGAGACGGAAUGAGGUGGCCUAGCCCCCUUUUUCACUGAGAGCGAAAAAAAGAAGCCACAUCCAAGACCGGUGACCUAGACCCCAAACUGAAUAGGACCUCAGACCAAAUCUUUGAAAAACACACAGACCAAAAUCACACUUGCUUGAUCUUAAAUUCUCUUGAGACCAACACCUCACCACUGAUGUCUUCAUAUAAUUUGGGACAAAAAACGGUUCAUGUCAUGGGCAUUAUGCUUAAAUUACACCAUGGAAAUGUAGUCAUUCACGUGCUUGCCAGUGUUAUCAGUAACCACCCGCUUAAAACUAAUCAGAGUGUUCUAAGAACGGACCUCACCUGACAGAAUCUCCAUCCAUGUAAUUCCCAAUUCUUUUUUGCCUCUGUCUUCCUCCUUUAUAUAGUCAUGGGAUAUAUCACUGUGUUUACUACUGAUGAGGUCAUGUGCCACUAUGGUUAUAUUGUUGACCUGUCUCACUGUGUGAUUUUUGACGUAUUGCCUUUCAAUGCAGCUUUUACUAAGGUCAGUAUUCAAACCAGUGACAGGGAAAUUUGUUUUAUGAAAACCUUCAAAAAAAGCAUUUCAUUUGGGAAAUUUGCAACAUUCUUACAUUCUUGUGUGCAAUUCAGUGUAAACAAUGCACUUUGAACAUUUUUAUGGGUUGUAAUUGUUGUUUGUAUUCAUAGAAUGUCGAGGACUUUGCAUAAAUUAUGAAGAAGAUUGAUUCAAUCUGCCUUAAUCUUAGACUAAAUAGGCUUGACACGAUCCUGUUAGCAUUGCUGGAAUCCUCCCGAGAAAAAUACAUUGGCAACUGAAAAGGAAGCUGGAAAAUGUACACAACAUCAUUUAACUGAUCUUUAAAAGAUCUACUGAGAUAAAAUCACAUCCCAUCCAAAUUAGAACACCUUCAUUGGCAGGUUAAACAAAUUGUAUUUUUUCUUAUAUUAUGUGUCCACUUCCAGGCAGCCUGUGAUAUCUAAUUUGUCCAUGUAAAAUUCACUGUUGUAUCUAAGUAAUAUCUAUCUAUCUAUCUACCUAUAUAUAUAUUAUAUAGGCUAUGUAUUGCCCAGCUCUUGCACAAUAAAGUAGAUCCGUCACUUUGAAACUGUUUGUUUAUAUGAGCAGACACCUUGUGAGAUGCUGGCAGAGGCAGUGGCGAGGUGCAUUACUUGAGUCAGGACGAGACACCUCCACGAUCCAUCAUGUGCACAUCUGCAGCACCCUCUGCAAUGGAGACGUGAGCGCAGAGUGAUGGGAUCUGAUAGCUCGGCCCAUUUCACGCCAGCAUCUGUAACUCCCCAACUCGCUCUCUGCCUCAUCUCCAUCACAGCUUGCGUUAAUCUAUCUCCGUGGCAGCGAACGCAAUCCCAACCCUCCAGCCCCGCCUCUUCCAUCCCACCGUUUCCCUAGCCAGCCUCACAGGAGAAGCUGGAUUAACUGCUUAAAUAAGUACAUUAAAAUAAUUAUCCAGGAAACCCGAGCGCGACUUUCCCCAGGUGUCUGACUCUUCCUCGCCCGCCCCUACCUCUCUCUGGCGCGCGCUCUGGUGUGCUGCGGAGUUGAGCUCCCCUCUCCCUCCGUUGUGGUUUGGGGAGAGACAGAGGCCCUGAUAGGCUUUUCUCUAUUGUACCGGCGCUAAGCUCGUUAGCCGUCUCAGAUCCUCGUUUCCGUGAUGCGAGCGGUUGAUGGAGAAGCAGAGGAGAGAGUGAGGGGAGUUCAGUUUCAGUUUCAUCGAGCUGCUGUACUUUUACGAAACUCCGUCUGGUUUUAUUGUUUUAGAGAGAAGGUUGUUUUUGUGUGUGUUUUUUUUGUGUCUUUGUGUAUUUUUAGCUUGGGGGGAAGGAAAGCAACAUGGUGGAGUCUGGCGGUUUUCAUCCCAGUAAUGAGUAUCUGUUUGUUACUUUGCAUCAUGACCACAACAUCCCAGAGGUCAAGCCUCACAGCCGCACCAAAAUAAUUGUGGUUUUUAUUCUUGUCAGGUGAUGUUACAGGCGAAAAUGCCACAAACUGUUAUGUGAACACAAACAUGCAUUUUUAAUGUCUGAAAAAAAAUCAAUAAAUUAAGCUAAAUGAAGUCA